CGUAGACCCGCUACAGUCCCGUCGUGCCCACCCAGUCUCAUCACCGGUCUGACGGACAGACAGAGAGAGAGAGAGGGACAGCGAGCUAGCGACAAAGGGCUGGCCGACCAUGGAGCUCAUCUGCCGGUUGCAGCUAGCAAGCAGGAAGUGUGUCCUUCCGCAAUAGAUGCCACCAUGGAGCUGAGAUAACCUCUUCCUCUUUUCUUCACCAAUCACGGCUCUGGAGCAAGAAUAACUAUGGGAACAUGGCGUGGUCUCCGAGUUGCGUUCAUCCUUGGGUCUUUGUUCAUGAUCCUGCUGAUCAUCGUGUACUGGGACGACGUCGGGGGCUUCAACCUCUACCCGCUGCAGGAGCCCAAACACGAGUCACGGCACUCGAAUUCUCACCCUCAGACGACAGCUCGGCCCUCGCACUCUACGACCACCAGCAGAGCCCAGACCAAUUCUUCCUCCACCGCCCCCGCUACUGCUGCCCCAGAGGAGACGAGAGGGUCAGCUGAGGAGCAUAUAGAGGAGGAGGGCAAGGAAAAACAAGAACAGGGGAAGGAGGAAACAAGGGAGGAUGAGAAGGUGGAGAGGAGUCACACUGCUGUGGAUGAUAGAGAACAGGAGGCGAGGAAGCAGAGGAUCUUGGAUGUGUGUUCAGGAAUGGACACUGUGGAAUUCCCCGGGAGGACUCGGGCGUUUGAGCAGAUCCCAAACAGGGAACUGGACCACCUGAUAGUGGAUGAUACCCACCAGAUUAUCUACUGCUAUGUUCCCAAGGUGGCGUGCACCAACUGGAAGAGAGUGAUGGUGGUUCUGUCUCAGUCUCUCAUCUCGCCCUCCUCGGGAAAACCUUACACUGACCCAGAGGCUGUACCUCCUGACCUCGUGCACAACUCCUCUCUCCACCUCACUUUUGCCAAGUUUUGGCGCCAUUAUGGUUCUCUGUCCCGCCACCUGAUGGCACUCAAGCUCAAGCACUACACCAAGUUUCUGUUUGUACGAGACCCUUUUGUUCGCCUUAUCUCGGCUUUCAGGAACAAGUUUGGAAGGCCCAACGAGGACUUCUACAAGCAGUUUGGUUCUGUCAUGCUGCGUCGUUAUAGUAAUGUGUCUGGCAGUUUGCCAGAGACAGCGGCUGAGGCGUUUGCAGCAGGAAUCAAACCAACGUUUCAGCAGUUUAUCACAUACCUGCUGGAUCCAGAGACCGAGAGGGAGAGUAUCUUCAAUGAACACUGGCGGCAGGUGUACCGUCUGUGCCAUCCAUGCCAGGUGAAGUAUGACUUCAUUGGACGACUAGAAACCCUGGAUACAGACGCUGAGCACUUGCUGAAGCUUCUGGAGGUGGAUGAUCUGUUACGCUUCCCUUUAGGGGCUCGAAACCGCACUGCAGCCAGCUGGGAAAGAGACUGGUUUGCACAGAUUCCCAUAACAAUGAGGAGAGAACUGUACAAGCUGUAUGAACCAGACUUUGAGCUGUUUGGCUAUCCCAAACCGGAUAGCACGCUCCACCAGUAGACCACAGCGAGCUAAAGGCAGGGGCACUGCACUGUGUGUAGAGCCCACACCUCAACUACCUGCGCAUAGCCAGCAAAUGCCUUUAAAGACCAGCAUAUGAUGCUGUUUGUUUUGUUUUGUGCAUACCUCAAAUGACAGAAGUGCCUGCCGGUAUUAUUUUAUUUUUGUCCUCAUUUCAUAUCUCCAGCACACCCGCUUACAAGCUGCGUUAUCCCAUCUGUCUGUUUUCCCCAUGUAAAGGCACUUUGAAUAGUAUUUUCUGAUGAGUAUUUUCGUAAUUCAUCAGGAAAGGACUGGCUGACAUCAGUCUGAAGGGAAAUAUGUUGCAGAGAAAUAAAGUGUUUUUGUAAAUG
This is a messenger RNA of Perca fluviatilis (European perch), 1856 nucleotides long. RefSeq names its product carbohydrate sulfotransferase 12-like. Gene Ontology annotation, cellular component: membrane. Gene Ontology annotation, biological process: carbohydrate biosynthetic process; proteoglycan biosynthetic process. Gene Ontology annotation, molecular function: sulfotransferase activity. The transcript has 6 exons. Lineage: Eukaryota; Metazoa; Chordata; Actinopteri; Perciformes; Percidae. The record is from RefSeq and is a predicted model, not a curated record. The coding region runs from base 238 to 1503 and encodes 421 amino acids.